CCCCGCGUGGGGGCCGCUGCACCCCCACCCUGCCUGUCACCGCGGCCCCCGGCCAGGAUGCUGCUGAGGGCCGCGGUGCUGGCGGUGCACGCCGCCUUCCUGGCUGCCCUCCGCCCCAGCGACCCCAACGUCUGCAGCUACUGGGAGAGCUUCACGGCGGCAGUGAAGGAAUCCUACACCAAACCCCACGUCGUGUCCUCCAGCGAGCCCUGUCCCGGCGGGCUGGGCUCCUCCCUGCCCUGCCCGCAGCACAGGGUCGUGUACCGCACCGAGUACCGCCAGGCCAUCCGCACCGACUACCGGCGGCGCUACCAGUGCUGCCUGGGCUACUACGAGAGCCGGGACUCCUGUGUCCCUCGCUGCAGCCAGGAGUGUGUCCACGGCCGGUGUGUGGCUCCCGAGCUGUGCCAGUGCGAGCCGGGCUGGCGUGGCACUGACUGCUCCAGCGAGUGUGACGAGCAGUCGUGGGGGCCGGGCUGUGGGAAACGCUGCAACUGCCACCACGGGGCCCCCUGUGACCCCCUGACCGGGGUCUGCUCCUGCCCCCCCGGCUUCGCCGACCCUCUGUGCCACCAGCCGUGCCCCCCUGGCACCUACGGGCAGGGCUGUCACCUGCCCUGUCCCUGCCACCACCAGGCCCCCUCUCCAGCCUGCGCCCCUGGCUCCUGGGGGGAUGCCUGUGCCCAGCCCUGCCUGUGCCACCAUGGGGGGACGUGUCACCCUGCUGAGGGGACCUGCCACUGCCCAGCUGGCUGGAGAGGGACGCUCUGCGAAGAAGCCUGUGCCCCCGGGACCUUCGGGCUCCAGUGUGACCAACUCUGCCACUGUCCCCACAAUGCCACCUGCCACCCCGCCACCGGCACGUGUCCCUGCCCCCCUGGCACAACUGGGCCCCACUGCGAGGCUGGGACCCCUGAGCAGCCCUACACCAUUGUGCCAGCCCCCCCUGCAGCCUACAGCUCCCUGGGGGUGGUGCUGAGCCUGGUGGCCCUGGCGGCGCUGCUGGUGGCCGUGGUGGUCGUGGCCCUGUGCUACCGCCACCGGCAGAAGGGCAAGGAGAGCCGGCACCUGGCCGUGGCCUACACGGCAGGACAGACGGACACCUCCGAUUACAUGGUGCCAGAUGUGCCACCGAGCCACCACGCACACUACUACUCCAACCCCAGCUACCACACGCUGUCCCAGUGCCCGCCGCUGCCCCCCGGCCCCCAGGACAGAGCCAGCUCCCUCAAGGUGCACGGCCCACAGCUCUUCCCUGGCCUGGAGAGACCCUACGGCCCUGAAGGCAAUGCCACGCUGCCCCCUGACUGGAAGCACCUCGGGGCAUCAGCCCCGGGCCCCAGGGGGGGGCAGCUGGACCGGAGCUACAGCUACAGCUACAGCCCUGGGUUUGGGAAGUGUGACAGCAAAGGUACGGAGGGGGAGGGAGGGGA
This is a messenger RNA of Empidonax traillii (willow flycatcher), 1433 nucleotides long. RefSeq names its product platelet endothelial aggregation receptor 1-like. Gene Ontology annotation, cellular component: membrane. The annotation marks the transcript as partial. Lineage: Eukaryota; Metazoa; Chordata; Aves; Passeriformes; Tyrannidae. Gene Ontology annotation, molecular function: protein binding. The record is from RefSeq and is a predicted model, not a curated record. The transcript is spliced from 12 exons.